AUGGUUUGCGUGAUCCGCUACGGCAAUCUCGCGGUGGACGACGUCCUCAGCAUGUCGCGAGCCAGCUCUGGGCUCCGUCAGGCUCUCGACCACGAGAUCAUCUGGAAAGAGGCAUUCCUCCACGAAUGGGGCUCCAUCAUCAACGACUACGAAUUGACAGUGCCAGUGGCAAUGUACCACCAGGCGUGUGUCUCGUUUGCUUGCCGCAGAAACACGCUUGUGCAGAGGAUACAUAACUCCACCAUCCGCUCCAACAAGGAGAUGAGUGCCUUCCUCGACCGCCACAUGCACCUUCACGACUUCGUGGUGGCCCUCAGGCUCUACAAAGACGCCGAGCACCAGUUGCUUCUGGAGUCCCCGGUGGACUUCAAGCUCUUGCACGUGGUCAACACGUUGAUCAUCCGACACAACUACUCGAUAGCCAUCAACUGGGUCCACCAGCAUCUCCACAACCUCGAGUUCGACCACGAUUAUGAGCAAUUCUGGUUCAAAAUCGGCCACUUCGGGAAGUCGUUCCACAAGUACGUCCACCUAAGACACCGGGUGUUGUCCCGCAUCCGAAGAAGAGCACACUCCGAGAUCACCCACAAUAUCCUCUACAACGGAUCCAACCCCAAAAUCCGACUCGAAAACUCAACCAUCUAUUUUGCCAGUAACGAGGCAUUCAUAAAAUUCAUGAAAACAUUUGCAUCUGUGAUCUUGGACUCUUUGGAAUUCGAGCCACCCGUGUUAAGUGGCUACAGCGUUUCCCCUGACCAAGGCCAUACUAUUCUAAGCAUCUACUCUGGAAUUGAGUGGGGUGAGUCCACGGUAUUGUACGCUAUAAUGGUCAAGAUAUUUCGAGAGAUUUUGGAUAAGUAUAAUAUCAAAGUAGGUGACCAACAAGCCAGUCCAUUUACAGCACACAUCACAGCUCAGUUCAUUAGGGUGCACGACUACUACUUGGGGCUCGAAAAGAACCCUCUAACUAAUAUAAACGAUGUACCAGUGAUGAUGAGCAGUGCAACUUACAAACGCUUCUUGGCAAGAACUAUGAAUAUCAGUAUCAGAGAUGAUAAACUUGAGCCAUUCGUCAGCCCAAUCCGGUUUUCACACCUAGUUGAAUACUACAAACUGGCAAACCUUCAGUUUGGUAUACCAGAGGAACAAUUUGAAGGAGAUGAUCCUUUAUUUAUAGAUGUCAAAACCCAACAAGAAUUGAAUUUUAUCAAGACUUUGUUGAGAUUCUUGAGUUUGAAGCAAGUAAGUGGAUACACGACAUACUUGUUCUGUUUGGAGUUAUACCUGUGCUUGAAGGAGCUCAACAAUGCGAUCCACAUACUGACAUUGAUGGAGCUAUACGCCUCGCAGGACUUGUGCGUAUUGCAGGAGUACCUCGUAAUGAGUGAUGCCAGAUAUGAGUAUACCAAUGGGAUUUCAGAGCGUUUCAAAUCAGGGUGUUUGGUCUACCAUGAUGAAAAGGAAGAUAUUGGAAUUUUCAUCAAAUAUAAACUGCUAACCUAUGCCAAGAUUCUCCGGCUAGGCUCUCGCUGGGAUGAGGUGAUCCAUGAGGUUGACCUAGAGCUCUUCAUGCCAAGUUCGGCUCAAAAAUUACUAACAUACCGUGAAUUUGGGUUUGAUAUUCUUGGGUUAUACUUUAAGGACAUUGAUAACAAUAUGGAAUUAAUUCCGUACAAGAAAGACGAUAUUGAAGACUACACUUUUAGAUAG
This is a messenger RNA of Suhomyces tanzawaensis NRRL Y-17324, 1710 nucleotides long. RefSeq lists its product as uncharacterized. Lineage: Eukaryota; Fungi; Ascomycota; Pichiomycetes; Serinales; Debaryomycetaceae. The record is from RefSeq and is a predicted model, not a curated record. The transcript has a single exon. Bases 1 to 1710 code for a protein of 569 amino acids.